AGAAACACACUCAAGUUAGAAGCAUCUAUCUAGCUGUGUGCUGUAGCCAUCUCUUUCCCUUUAUACCUUUAUAUACCCUUCUUCCAUUCUCAUUCUUCCCACUUCUUCACAUUCUCCUUCUCUCUCUCUCUCUCUCUCUCUCUCUCUCAAUUCCUCAUUUUCAGGAAUUUGGAGAGAGUAGUGAUAUUUGUAAGCCAAUAUAAACAUUCAAAAAUGAAGUUUUCAAUGAUUUUUCUUGUUAGCAACAUUCUGCUGCUGCUAAGUUCAUCAGCAUUUGCCAAAACUGUUAGUCCGCCUGCUCCGAGUCCAACUCCAACACCAGCACCGGCACCUGCACCCGAUUUCGUAAACCUAACUGAAUUACUCAGUGUUGCUGGUCCAUUUCACACUUUUCUUCAAUACCUUGAAUCCACAAAAGUGUUAGACACAUUCCAAAACCAAGCAAAUAACACUGAAGAAGGAAUCACUAUCUUUGUACCAAAAGACAGUGCCUUCGCAGCAUUGAAGAAACCUUCUUUAUCCAAACUCAAAGAUGAUCAAAUCAAACAAGUGAUCCUUUUCCAUGCAUUGCCACAUUUCUAUUCACUAGCUGAUUUCAAAAACCUUAGCCAAACUAGCUUAACUCCCACGUUCGCCGGUGGUGAUUACACGCUGAAUUUCACCGAUGAUUCUGGUACCGUUCACAUUAAUUCAGGAUGGUCAAUUACUAAGGUUACAAGUGCGGUUCACGCAACCGACCCUGUUGCUAUAUAUCAAGUUGAUAAGGUUUUACUUCCUGAGGCCAUUUUCGGCACUGAUAUUCCACCAGUCCCGGCUCCUGCUCCGACACCUGAUAUCGCGCCUGCAGCUGAUUCUCCAACUGAAAAAAGUGCUGACAGCAAAUCCUCUUCACCUUCGUCUUCGCCUGAUCAUUCAUCUUCUUACAAGAUUACAAGCUAUGGAAUCUGGGGCAACAUUGUCUUGGCAACUUUUGGUGUGGUGGUGAUGCUCUUGUGAUGAUGAUCAUAAUGAGAAAUUUAUUGAGUAUUUAAUUUAGAUUUAUUAUGUUUAUGCAUCUACUUUUGAUGCUAUUUGGUUUGAUUUGAAUCAAUUUUUUUGUGAACAUAAUGUGUUAUUCAAUACAUGUAUGAGAAUGUGAUUUCUGUUAAACACUUGAACAAAAAAUUAAAUAAAAUAACUGGUAACAUGUGAUUGUCAUGUUAUAUUAUGCAGUAA
Messenger RNA from Trifolium pratense (red clover), 1215 nucleotides. RefSeq names its product fasciclin-like arabinogalactan protein 7. The record is from RefSeq and is a predicted model, not a curated record. The transcript has 2 exons. Bases 214 to 996 code for a protein of 260 amino acids. Lineage: Eukaryota; Viridiplantae; Streptophyta; Magnoliopsida; Fabales; Fabaceae.